CAUUCGUUUUUUCCUUUCAAUUUCAAUCUGUCACUUUUCAUAGUACAGCGUUGUUGCUUGGCUUACCGCCAAUUGUUCGUUCCAACAUAAACAGUCAACAGCAUCGUUUGCAGUGCGAAAAAAUGGAAAGAGAAAUGAUUGUCUGUGCCUUUUGCCAAGAUUCGCAACAGGAUUUGAGACGUUUAAACAACAGAGAUCAUUUGGAAGUCUUGCGUGAAAAAAUCAGAACUCUCAGACGAACCUCACUAUUUUGUACAUUGUGUCGACAUCGGGUCGAAGUGAAAUUCAAUACUCGCCAACGAAAUGCGGAAAUUAGAGCACGUAAAGCAGCACGUAAAGCAGCACGGUUAGCAGCAACGAAUCGAACAGGAACAUAUACAAAUGCCUCGACAAAUCCAGAUUUAAAUUUCGCAUCGAGAGAUUCUAAUAAUGGUUCCGCAGAUGAUGGCUUUGUAGAUCAUGCUCCUGGAUAUGAUAUUCCUGAAGGUCUUAUAGAAGGAUUCCCAGAUAUAUCGGACGAAGAUGAAUACCAAGAUGAAGGACCACAGAAUCAAAGUAGCCAUAGCAGUAACCGUGAAAACCAAAGCAAUCGUAGCAAUCGUAGCAAUCAUAGCAGCCAACAUUCGGCAACAACAUCUGGUAAUCGACGACAAAGUGACAAUGAUGGUAGUCAACAAAGUGUUGGCUCGAAAUCACCGCCGGUAAACUAUGACUACAAUGAUGAUGAUGAUGAUGCUGACGCUGGCACACCAAAUGACAAUUCAUUUCAUGGUCAUUCAUUGGCACCUGCUACACGAAAUCCAUCACAAAGAACUCGAAGUUUGUCAGAUAUGCCACCCCAAGAUGUAAUGCGAUCACUUGAUGGUCAAGGUCGAGCUCAAGUCUUCGCCACGUUCAACCGUGGCCAUGCCGGGUAAAUUGAGCAAACACAAAAUGAACAACAACAAG
Messenger RNA from Contarinia nasturtii (swede midge), 948 nucleotides. RefSeq lists its product as uncharacterized. The coding region runs from base 123 to 917 and encodes 264 amino acids. The record is from RefSeq and is a predicted model, not a curated record. The transcript has 3 exons. Lineage: Eukaryota; Metazoa; Arthropoda; Insecta; Diptera; Cecidomyiidae.